AUGGCAACAUACCAGACAUACGGCGCGCCGCCUGGCUACGCAUCUUACCACUACCGGUCGCCUCCACAAACACCACCGCCUGCUAGAGGAUAUGCGUACUAUUCGCCACGCAACCCAUCAUACACCUACAAGCCUCAGCACACCCGGCGAGCCACUGGAGACGGAACGACUUUCACAUACACCUACACGACCGCGACACCUCGGAAACAAACAUACUCAUCGACACCAGAGUCCACUUACAACACCCCUGCGCAAUCAACGCCGCAGCGCAAAUCCGACUAUGUCCCCAUCUACACAGCCGCUGACUCCACCAAGCAAUCAGCACGUCCUCGUCGAGCAUCAUACACCACCAAGCCGGCCAAUCCGCCUCCCCGACCCAGCACAGCCACCAAAUCGCCACCGGCGCAGGCAACCGCCGACGAUGCGCGUCGCGCAGGUAUCCCAGCCGGUUACUCAUACAAGAACUGGGAUCCAACCGAAGAGCCUAUCCUCCUGCUAGGCAGCGUGUUCGAUGCCAACUCACUCGGCAAGUGGAUAUAUGAUUGGACAGUCUUCUACUAUGGCCCGGCGACUCCGAUGUCCGAGGUAGCCGGCGAGAUGUGGCUGCUACUCAUACAGCUAGCGCACAAGGUCAAGCGCGCAGAGGAGGUCAUGCCACGGAUUCGAUCCACGGCAUCCCGUGACCUCGUCGACGACUUCCUCGAAUCAGGCGAGCGCCUCUGGCAGCGCUUCAACAAGCUCCUCAAGAUCUGCGAGAACUACAUGUGGAAAGCGGCAAAGAAGGAGAGCGGCAGCGCAAAGAACGUCACCAUGGGCAAGAACAGCGGCUGCGAGUUUGUCGAUUCCAUCUUUGGUCGCGAUCGCGAGCUGGAGCGUACCGAGAAGCUCAUGACCGGCAUGCGGCUCUGGAGCAUGCGAUUCGACGCCAACUGCGAGGAGAUCCUUCGCAACCCUACAGCAUAG
Molecule: messenger RNA, 963 nt
Organism: Fulvia fulva
Lineage: Eukaryota; Fungi; Ascomycota; Dothideomycetes; Mycosphaerellales; Mycosphaerellaceae
Exons: 2
Coding region: 1-963 (320 amino acids)
Source: RefSeq, a predicted model, not a curated record